AUGAAAGGGUUCACUGGAGUAAUUUUGGUUGCCGGCGUCGCUUUUGGCCUGCCGCAACCACCUCUACCUCCUGGGGGAACCGGCUUUAUCGGGAACUACCAGUGUGCUCAGGACAACUGCUUCCGGGCUGUGCUUGCGACCAAUGUCAACCCAAGGGAGCAGGUCAGACGAAAGAGAGAGUGUAGCUUGCUACUGAACACUACUGUGCUUGGGACUCCGACUUCUAUUGUUACACAAACAUGCCGAGCUACGACUUACACUGAGACUGUCCAAGUCACCGUCUACCAGCCCACCACGACGAGUGUCAAGAUUGGGCAGACCACCACUGCUACAAGCGACUAUUCUCCGAAUGCCAGGGAGAACAAUCUGGCCGCCUCGGGAAUGGCAGCACUGACCAAACAUGCUCCUGUACUGGCGAAAAUUGUCCAAAAUGAGCGCGACAGGGGUACGCACUGCUCACGGUGUCUAGCAGAACAGCAGCAAGCGAGCAGCGGCGACACUCUCGACAAACGCCAGCUCUUGCCUACUUGCACCUUAUGCUCCACGCAGCCCGCUUUUAUAGUGCCGCAGACGAGCAUACAGACCGUCACUCAGAGAGCGGUAGGGCCGAAUGUUACGGUCAUCCUACCGACUAGCACGACACAGCCGACCACGACGCAGCAGGUACCUGGAAUAAGCACCAGCACCAGGAUACCUUCCGUCACCGUCACAACAACGUUUACCACGACUCACUCGUACCUGACAGAGACACAUACUAGUACGGUGGCGCCUCCAUCCUUGGGUGUGCCUGUUCCGGUCCCAAUACCUACCAUCCCCAUUCCAUUGCCAACGAUCCCAGUUCCGAUCCCUACUAUAUCUACACCUACCAUCCCGAUACCAACCCAAACUAGUGGUGAAACAUCGACAGUACACGUGACUACAACCCAAACCGUGACUCCGAGCCCCUCGAGCUCCCCGACAACCCCUACUUCCAGCCCUUCAACCAUCACUCAAACCGUCACGGCUCCGCAGACGAGUACGACUAAGUCCUUUCCAGUCCCGACCGACACUCCAUCCAUGCCGUCAAACACACCAACACCCCAACCCACCCCGCCGCCGGCCGACAAGGGCGACGAGUUCGCCCUGCUGGUGAUCCCGGGCUACGCGACUGGGCUCUGUGCAAAACCCGAAGACUACGUGUCGGCGUGCGAGUGCUACGGCGUGCGGCCGCAGGUGUCGACCAGGCCGCCGCUGCAGGCGGUAAGCACCUACUGGAUUUACAACACCAUAACUACUACCGCCACCUUCACGAUUCCGGGGGUGCCAUGUCGGUGGAAGAGGGAGGUUUGCGUCCCGUUUGCUACUGAGACAAUUACGUUGAUAAGACGAUGA
Messenger RNA from Pyricularia grisea, 1371 nucleotides. RefSeq lists its product as uncharacterized. Lineage: Eukaryota; Fungi; Ascomycota; Sordariomycetes; Magnaporthales; Pyriculariaceae. Bases 1 to 1371 code for a protein of 456 amino acids. The transcript has 4 exons. The record is from RefSeq and is a predicted model, not a curated record.